Linum trigynum is the source of this 2240-nucleotide messenger RNA. The record is from the annotation of a GenBank genome assembly. NCBI's taxonomy places the organism in Eukaryota, Viridiplantae, Streptophyta, Magnoliopsida, Malpighiales, Linaceae.
AAGAAAAAAAUUGACACUCCUGAACCCGUUUAAAUCCGCAUGUGUACGGUAAGUUGGCCCGUUCCACAGAGGAAAGAGAAAAAAAUUAAUACUACCUAUUCUACCCUUCCUACAAACGCUCAUAGAGUAGCGAAUUUGAAAUGGGGGGAAGGGGUUUUUCCUCCCUGCUAUUAUAUGUUUUUGAUUUAAAAGGAUACAACAAAUGUACUUAGUGUGAUUGGUUAUGUUCCUUGCUUUUCUUUAAAAUGGACAUGGUUCGAAUCCCAGUACGUGUCUUUUUAAUGAAUAAAAAAAAGUAAUUGUGAAGACCAAAAUGUCCUUCCUACUUUCACUCUCGUUGCAGGAAAUUUGAAAUGGGGCUCCCGUUUUUCCCUUCGGUGUAUUAUAUUAUGUGUAGAUUAUAUGUUUUAUUGCUCGAUUUCCUCAUAACUCGGCAUGCUGCACUAUUUUUCCUUUUAUCUUACUAUUUUUUUUCUUAGUCUCAACAUUAAUACUAAACAAGCCUAUCACCUAAGCAUAUAAAAUCUUCUGACUUCUAGGGAUGGCAAUAAAACCCAUUGCCGCGGGUAUCCGACCGCCCCCGACCCAGUCAACGCGGGGAAUCCCCGCUUUGACCGGGUAUGGGUAAAACCCGCAAAAAGUUUGAUGAGUAUGGGGCGGGUAUGGUUUUGACCUCCCCCGCCCCAUACUCAUACCCAUACCCGCCCCACCAAGAGAAUUUCUUCACAUAUAAAAAAUAUGUGGAUUAAAUUGUAAUCUAUCAAUGGUGAUGAAGAUAACUCAAGGAAAUAAAUAGUAGAAAUGCAAUUGAGUGACCAUUUUAAUCAAAAUCUAAUUCAUUUCCCUCAAUUCUCCUUUCACUCUUUCACUUUUCUACUUGUCUACAAGAUUAUGUUAGUUAAUUAUUACUUAGUAGAUGUAUAAGAGUUAGAAGAUAAUAAUUUGAAAAAUAUUAUGCUCUAUAUUUAGUAUUAAUGGAUGUUUUAGGAUCAUAUACUUUGAACCGUAUUAAGAAAAUGAUCGUGUUUUGUUGACUUCAUGAGAUAAUAUGUUCGUUUAGAGUAAUAAUUAAAACUUUUCUUGAAAAUUUUAGGUAUAAUAAUGUUGGAUGUAUGGGUACGGGUAUUACCCAUGGGUACCCGAAACCCACGGGUAUGGGGAUGGGUUUGCAAAACAUUCCCCCGCAUGGGUAUGGGGCGGGUAUGGAUUUGGGUAUUUGAAGAUGGGGAUGGGGAUGGUUUAGACAAACCCGCCCCAAACCCGCCCCAUUGCCAUCCCUACUGACUUCCAUGAUUUUUUGUUAUUCACUUUCAUUUUCAUGGUGUUGUGAUUGUACUUAUAUUGUCACAACCGUACUGCAACCACAACCAAAACGGGGAAAAAGGUCCUAAUUAAACCAUUUGCACAGAAGACUGAACUUUUGGUGUGCAUUCGGAUAAAUUCAUGUUUUGAUGGUUUUGCAUAUUGAAUAUAUAAUUCCUCAGAUGAUGUUAAGGACAAGCUGGUGGAGAAGCUCAGAUUGUUAGGAUUAGUCUCUUCGGAGCUCGACAAAAAAAAAAGUAUGUUAAGGGGAUGCUGCUGAGGAAUGUCAGAUGGUACGGGAAAGAGCAAGGCUCACCGAAGCUUGAUUGGAAGGAAGAGCUUGAACUGUAUAGAGAAUUUGAGAGUGGAGUACUGAUAGAUUACUCAAAGACAGUGGAAGCUGAGAAAGAGGAGGGUGCAGGAACACGAUUUCAUCAUUUUGACGAACACGACGACGAUGAGAAGAAUGCUCGUGAAGUUGUGAGGAAAUACAAAGCAUUGAGUGAUGAAGUUGCGAGGAAGUAUCGAAGGAGAUAUGCAUAUGAGUUCGAUGAACCGAAGGAGUUGGCACAUAUACAUGUAGAUUGGUGGUGGCAAGAUUAGGAGGAUGCUUGGCUGGCUCUACUUGAGUCAUAAUAUCUCCUACAGAAUUUGGUGUUAUCGUUUUGGUGAAUGUAUAAUGAUUAAUAAUAAUAAUCCAGCCGAUGAAUCGGGCUUCCAGUGAUUUAUGCAAAUCUUUCUUUAAUAUCUCAUAACAUCAAUAAUCGUCAUGAUAUGGUGCACCCUUAUGCAGCUCUUUUGACUUCUAUUCGGUGGAGACUGGCUCAGGAUUGGUGGCGAGAACAAACUCAAAAUAACUACCAACUACUGAACUCGACGAAAGAAUAACCAAAGCAAAAGAAACAUAAUUUGAAUUCCAAUAAUAUUCUCAUAUUAUU